Molecule: messenger RNA, 1645 nt
Organism: Periophthalmus magnuspinnatus
Lineage: Eukaryota; Metazoa; Chordata; Actinopteri; Gobiiformes; Gobiidae
Gene: aqp3a
Product: aquaporin 3a
Exons: 6
Coding region: 106-1023 (305 amino acids)
Biological process (GO): water transport; glycerol transmembrane transport
Cellular component (GO): plasma membrane; basolateral plasma membrane
Molecular function (GO): glycerol channel activity; water channel activity; urea transmembrane transporter activity
Source: RefSeq, a predicted model, not a curated record
CUGGUCCUCCCUGUUCACCAGCCUCACACUAAAACCUUAUCCAUCCACCAAGCAACCAGCAGCAGCUCUCUUCUCUGCUCUUUCUACCCGAGAAAAGAAAACAACAUGGGUGUGCAAAAGGUGUACUUGGAGAAACUAGCAUGCUUCUUCCAGAUCCGUCACCUGUUGCUUCGACAGGCUUUGGCAGAGUGUCUGGGCACCCUCAUCCUUGUGAUGUUUGGCACGGGUGCAGUGGCCCAGCUGGUGUUGAGUGGCGGGACUCACGGAAUGUUUCUCACUGUUAACUUCGCCUUCGGGUUCGCUGCUACCUUGGGCAUCCUGGUCUGCGGCCAAAUAUCAGGAGGACAUCUUAAUCCUGCCGUGACCUUUGCCCUCUGCCUCCUUGGACGAGAGCGCUGGAGGAAGUUCCCCAUGUUCUUUCUCUUCCAGACGAUCGGCGCAUUCUUUGGUGCUGCCAUUAUCUUCGGCAUGUACUAUGAUGCCCUGUGGGACUUCCCUGGAUGUUUCAACAUGACCGGCAACUCACCUACAGCUGGUAUCUUCGCCACGUACCCCGGGAAGCAUCUGACUAUCGUGAAUGGCUUUUUUGACCAGGUCAUCGGGACAGCUGCUCUUAUAGUCUGCAUCUUGGCUAUUGUGGACCCAUACAACAACCCCAUCCCACAGGGUCUGGAGGCCUUCACCGUGGGCUUUGUGGUUCUGGCCAUUGGACUGUCCAUGGGUUUUAACUCUGGUUACGCCGUCAACCCCGCCAGAGACCUCGGACCUCGUGUUUUCUCUGCGAUGGCUGGUUGGGGCGUUGACGUUUUUACUUUCAGAAAUGGGUGGUUCCUGGUGCCCACGUUUGCCCCGUUCAUUGGCACUCUCAUCGGUGUAAUGGUGUAUCAGGUGAUGGUGGGUUUCCAUGUGGAGGGCGAAGUGCGCGAUCGCAAAGCUGCACAGCAAGAGAACGAGAGAGUCAGGCUAACAAACGUAACCACCAACAACGACCACAGCAAAGAGAGCAACAAAGAACUGCAUUGAAUCUCUAAUUGUUUUUGCAUUUUGAGGAAAAAAACUUUUAAAACAAAGAAUUACAUUAAUUCUAUUAUUAAAUAUUUUGUAUCUUGCAGUAUUGUACUCUUCAUGCCAUUGUAGUAUGCUCAUAGCUUUGUAUAUUUUUUUUUAUGUUGUUGUAGAUGUGUUUUGACCACUUUUAAUUUCCAAAAAUGUGUAUAUUUAAUCUGUACUUGAAUCAUAGUCCACUGCUUUUCAAUGAUAACUCUGUGGUCCAAACAAAAACGUUUAACAAUACUAACCACACCUGGCGAAAAGCAUUCAAUUUAAAUUCAUAAAUGCUAGGAUUUGAUUGUUUAAAUUGAUUGUUGUAAAUUGUUAUCUUAGACAAUUGUUUUUCUGUGGUUUACUAAGUUUGUGGUUUGGGGAAAUGUGUAUGUAGGUUAAGGGGAAAUGCUUUUGUUUUAAUACAAUAAACAUUCGGUACCUUUCAUGACAUAAAGGUGGUUCGUGUUACCUGCUGUUCCACUUUUCAGUUCAUUUCUAGUGUAGUUUCCAUGUCUGUGUCUGACUGUGUACAAGUUUCAACAGGACACUCACUCAUAACCAAGUGUAUGUAACUUCAAAUAAAUCGCACACAAACACCUUU